UACGGGUGGGAGAUAGCUGCCCUGGGCAGGCCUGCUUGGCUCCUGCCCUGCUCUCCUGGGAACUGUGGCUCUGCUGAGGGCCAGGACUGGACUGUGCCAUCCCAUCCCAGGGUGAGAGGGGCAAGGGAACACAGCCUCUGUCCGCAGCUGCAUGGGCUCUGUCUCACCCCCUAAAUAUAGCUUGGAGUGUCAGGGCGAGCACCGGGACCGGGCUGUUCCUGGCACCGGCCCUUCUAGGCGCCUGUCCAUGCUGCUGGUGGCGGAGCUGGCACUGGAUGGAGUUGUGGGGCUUCGGGAACACCAGCCUCUUUCUAGCCCUGCCUGAGCUGCCAGUCCCCAGAGCUAGCCGGUCCCGGUGGGAUCAGCCGGUGCCUGGGAUCAGCCACUGCCCGGGAUCAGCCGGUGCCCGCGGUCAGCCGGUCCCGGUGGGGGGUCAGCUGGUGCCCGGGGUCGGCCGGGCCGGGGGCGCCGGUGGGGCCCCGCCGCGGCGCCGUGACUCAGUGUCACCCGACGCCGCCGACAGCUGCCGCGGCCCCGGCGGGGCGGGGAGGCUAAAAUUAGCACCAGGCUUAGCGGGGCCGGGGCUGGGGCCGGGGCAGAGCAGACACCGGGCGGCCGAGGCCAGAGCCGGAGCGGGAGCGGGGCAGUGGUCGACAGAACCGGAUUGGGCCGGGCUGGGCCGGGACCGCGGCAAUGAACUUCGCGGUGGGGCUGAAGCCGCUGCUGGCGGAGGCGCGGAACAUGGAGAGCCUGGAGAAGCAGCUUAUCUGCCCCAUCUGCCUGGAGAUGUUCACCAAGCCCGUGGUGAUCCUGCCCUGCCAGCACAACCUCUGCCGCAAGUGCGCCAACGACGUCUUCCAGGCCUCUAACCCGCUGUGGCAGUCGCGGGGCUCCAGCGCGGUGCCGUCGGGCGGCCGGUUCCGGUGCCCGUCGUGCCGCCACGAGGUGGUGCUGGACCGGCACGGGGUGUACGGGCUGCAGCGGAACCUGCUGGUGGAGAACAUCAUCGACAUCUACAAGCAGGAGUCGGCCAGGCCCCUGCAUGCCAAGGCCGAGCAGCACCUCAUGUGCGAGGAGCACGAGGACGAGCGUAUCAACAUCUACUGCCUGCGCUGUGAGGCACCAACCUGCUCCCUCUGCAAGGUCUUCGGGGCACAUAAGGACUGCGAGGUUGCACCGCUGCCCGCUGUCUACCAGCGCCAGAAGAGCGAGCUUAGCGAUGGCAUUGCCAUGCUGGUGGCGGGGAAUGACCGCAUCCAGGCCAUCAUCACACAGAUGGAGGAGAUCUGCCGCACCAUCGAGGAGAAUGGCCGGCGGCAGAAGCAGCACCUGGGGCUGCGCUUUGACUCACUGUACAGCAUCCUGGAGGAGCGGAAGAAGGAGCUGCUGCAGAGCAUCGCACGGGAACAAGAGGCGAAGGUGCAGCUUGUGCGGGGCCUCAUCCGCCAGUACGGUGACCACCUGGAGGCCUCCUCCAAGCUGGUGGAGUCAGCCAUCCAGGCCAUGGAGGAGCCCCAGAUGGCCGUGUACCUGCAGCACUCCAAGGAGCUCCUGAAAAAGAUCACAGACAUGUCCAAGGUGUCAAUGAGCAGCCGCCCAGAGCCCGGCUAUGAGAACAUGGACCACUUCUCCAUCAAUGUGGACUAUGUGGCGGAGAUGCUGAGGACCAUCGAGUUCCAGACAGAGCCACUGGGCGAGGAAGAGGUGGAUGGACUUGGGGAUGGCAGUGAGGCUGCGGCAGAUGAGGACCGGCUGGAGAGCCUGGAGGCACCUGAUGCUGCGGAGGAUGUGGGGCCGAGGCAGAAGCCAGCGAGCUCUCCCCAUGGUCAGCACUGAACCUGUACCGUGGGGCAACAUUGGCACCACCAGCUCACCCCUGUCCCUCCAGCCCUCCUGUUGCAAUUCCCCAAACACUGGAGCUGCCCCUCUACAACAUUAAAUGUGUGAGGACAUCA
Molecule: messenger RNA, 1955 nt
Organism: Strigops habroptila (Kakapo)
Lineage: Eukaryota; Metazoa; Chordata; Aves; Psittaciformes; Psittacidae
Gene: TRIM54
Product: tripartite motif containing 54
Exons: 10
Coding region: 694-1836 (380 amino acids)
Molecular function (GO): zinc ion binding
Source: RefSeq, a predicted model, not a curated record